UGGGUGUCCCAUUUUAUGAUUUGGGAGGCGUUCGUUGAUGGCGGCUUUUUUCUCUUUGUGGUUCUUGAAAGUCUAAAGUUCGACCACGUCGCCUGUGCUCCGUUAAGCGCCGGCCGUCACUUUGUCUUGUUUUGUUUCUUUGCUGCCUGUUCGGGAUCUUCCCACCCCCUGAGAGCUGAGAGGGAAAAAAACACAGCCUUACUUUUCCUCACUCGUCAUCUGUCAGCAACUCUCUAUCGACUUUCAAUUCGGAACCCUUUACUUCACUCACUCCCUCGCACAUACGUACUCACAUGUACUUAUGAACUGACUCGGUAAACGCCUAAUCUCUGAGAGAACGCGCCCUCGAAGUUGAAGGGGAGAAACGAGGCGAGAGGGCUAAGGGAGGGAUCGGUGAAGGUUGAAUCAGAAUGGGCGCCGGCGAUGGUCCCCGACGCGGGGACCGCCCGUUCAAGGACAUGGACGACGACUUUGACGCGCCGUCGCGCCGGAGCGCCGACGAGGAGGCCCAGUUCCUAGCCGAAGGAGAAGAAGGCUACGAGCUCGAGGAGAGCACAUCCAGCACGCCCUCACUGCUCUCGCAGCAAAAGUUCGGCCCUCACGUCCCCCACAAGCGGCACUGCCUCGCCGGGCCCCAGCCGCCGCGUGUACACACCAUCCGGCCCUUCCUGCCUGCCGUCCAGGAAGCGCCGGCGCGCCUGCUGGACCUCGUGGCGCCGACUACACGCCGGAAGGCC
This is a messenger RNA of Colletotrichum phormii, 737 nucleotides long. RefSeq lists its product as uncharacterized. The record is from RefSeq and is a predicted model, not a curated record. NCBI's taxonomy places the organism in Eukaryota, Fungi, Ascomycota, Sordariomycetes, Glomerellales, Glomerellaceae. The transcript has a single exon. The coding region runs from base 16 to 318 and encodes 100 amino acids.